CCGCUGACGUGUCUGUCAUAUUGCGACCGCUGAAAAAGAACUAUUUGUGGUGAAAAAUUAAGAAAUUCUAUAUAUUUUCUUAAUUUUACUUAAAUAAAUUUAGUAAAACUAAUAAUAUUCCAACUAUUAAUAAAAGUAUUAAAUAAAAAUGAAUAAAUUAGUUUUGUCACUUUUAGUGGCCAUUAGCUUGAGUUUAAGUUUAUCCACCAGCCAAGCUGCCCGUACUGUGGAAAACCAUUUAACUGCUCAAGAUCUACAACGUUUUCAGUCGGUAUUUGUCUCAGCAUUAGGGUCCAACGAUUUACAAUCCCUCUAUUACGCUGUGCUAAAUAUUGAACCUACAAGCGCCGAUGAGAAAAAACAAUUAUGUCAAAAGCUCAACAAAUUGCACGAGGAAUCUAAAUUGAAUGAAUUUGAAAAAGACUUUUACUUGGUGGGUGCCAGCAGAAUUUUAAAAUGCACUGAAAAAUUACCCGGCGAACAACUGUCUAAAAUUUAUGCCGCCUUCAAGACACCAGCUGCUUCAUCUCAGGAAAUCUUUUACCGUGUGGCUACCCAUAAAUAUCUCGGUGUACAAAUAGAAGAAGCCACCGUAGCAAAAAUUGUCAAAAACUUGCAAGAACUUUUGAAGAAGGAUGAUACCCUUUCGAACUUGGGUUAUGCUUUUAGUGUGGCCACUGAAUUGGGACCUUCGGCUGCCUUUAUUGCUGAUCGCAUUGAAGAUGCUAUAGUACAAGCUGAUGAGGUUGAUGGCAAACUUUUGCAAUUUGAGGGUGGUUUAAGUAUUACCGCAUUGAUUAUUAAUGGUGCCUUUAAAACAGCCAAAACUUUUGACAAGGCUUUACCCGUAAGCCCCGAACAAACUGUCAAAUUUGCCAGCUAUUUCCUUUCUAGACGUUCUGUACAAACUGCCAAAGGUGCUCAUGUUCUAAUUGAAGCUUUGAAAACACUUUCUACCUCAUCUAACAAAAUUGCUCCCAUUUGCGUUCAAUUAAUUGGCAAUGGUCAAUUAAUUGCUGAUUCUCCACGUCUUACAGUGGCCGUAGUUGAUCUCCUGGGCAAACCUCUGUCGCCCGCACCUCAAACAGUUUUCGCCAAGAUCUCUUUGAAGAAGGAUAAUUCUGUUUUGGCCGAAAAAGUGGCUUUCACUUCCAAGUCAUCUGAUAAAACAACUUAUGAAGCUGAUCUUUCUUCAUACAAACCUGCUCGUGCUCUUUAUGUUGCUGAUAUUUCUGUCGACUCUGCUUACACUCAAAAAUUAAAUUUCAAAGUUUUAGGCAAAGUCAAGGUACAACAGUUGGAAAUUGGCGUUGGUGAAUUGGAUGCUAGUUCUGCGGUGAAAAAACAAAAUGUAGCCUAUCCCAAUAAACUUAAGGAACAAUUAUCUGCCGAUAAUACACAAAAAGUUCUUUUGAAAACCACUUUGGUUGAAGAAAGUCAAGCUACUAAGCCCAUUUCUGUACACCAAGCCUUUGUACGCUUCUACAACAAGGAAAAUGAUGAAGAAAUCAUUUAUGUAGCGGAACAGGACAGCAGCAAGGCCUAUAAAUUUGACAUGGAUGUUGGAGCUAGAGCUGGUGAUUUCAAAUACAAGAGUGGUCUCUAUGAAAUGUAUUUAAUUGUGGGAGAUUCCUCCAUUUCCAACUCGUUCCAAUGGCUAGUAGCAGAAAUUGAAAUCAAAUUCCCCGCAAAUAACCCUGCUGGAGGUGCCAAAAAGCAACCCGUACGUUCACCUCUACCCGAAAUUGAGCAUCAAUUCCGUGUGCCCGAUAAGCGUCCAUCCCGCAUAGUUUCAGAUGUUUUCACCGGUCUCUGUUUGACUCCUUUGGUUCUAUUGUUGGUGUUCUGGUCGAAGUUGGGCAUUAAUAUUGGAAAUUUUACUUUGCACCCCAGCACCAUUGGUUUCCAUCUUGGUUUUGGUGGCAUAUUAGUGUUGUUCACUGUCUUUUGGUUGAAAUUAAACAUGUUCCAAACAUUGCGUCUACUCAUACCAAUUGCCAUUUUCACAUUCCUUUGCGGCAACCGUUUAUUAAGACGUCUAUACGCCCAGCGUAUUGCUAAGAAUCCAUCGUCAGCAUCAUCAUCUGGUGCAGCAGCAACAUCAUAAACACAUGUGUGUGCAUUUCUUUAUUUCUCUUAAUGUGACUAAAUUUAAGUUAAUAAAAGCGAAAGAAACAAGAAAUUGAAAGAUAUAACGAUUUGAGAGAAAGAAUUCGUUGUAAAUUAAACAUUUUAUUUAUGUUUUUUCAUUGUAAUGCAACAAAAAUGAAUUAUCUUUUUUUUAAUUCGUUUUUAGUCUUACUUUUUUGUACGUGAUUUUUGCAAACAAAUUUUCCUCUCUAAACUAUAUUUAAACUUUUCUGCUUAUGAAGGUUUACUACGUAUGUGAAACAAACAACAAAAUAAAUUUAUUUAGAAAUUUAA
Molecule: messenger RNA, 2424 nt
Organism: Lucilia cuprina (Australian sheep blowfly)
Lineage: Eukaryota; Metazoa; Arthropoda; Insecta; Diptera; Calliphoridae
Gene: OstDelta
Product: dolichyl-diphosphooligosaccharide--protein glycosyltransferase subunit 2
Exons: 5
Coding region: 149-2107 (652 amino acids)
Biological process (GO): protein N-linked glycosylation
Cellular component (GO): membrane; oligosaccharyltransferase complex
Source: RefSeq, a predicted model, not a curated record